Messenger RNA from Polypterus senegalus (gray bichir), 1504 nucleotides. Its product is annotated as homeobox protein SIX6. Gene Ontology annotation, molecular function: RNA polymerase II cis-regulatory region sequence-specific DNA binding; DNA-binding transcription factor activity, RNA polymerase II-specific. Gene Ontology annotation, biological process: eye development; regulation of transcription by RNA polymerase II. Gene Ontology annotation, cellular component: transcription regulator complex; nucleus. NCBI's taxonomy places the organism in Eukaryota, Metazoa, Chordata, Cladistia, Polypteriformes, Polypteridae. The transcript is spliced from 2 exons. Bases 159 to 896 code for a protein of 245 amino acids. The record is from RefSeq and is a predicted model, not a curated record.
CCAAGUUCAUCCAGAGAGGCUGUUUGCCAGCCAGAGGGCAUCGUUCUCCACUUUAGUGUUUAACGGUUCAUCUGUUUGACUUUGGAUUGUCUAUUUUGGGGUUUCCUUUUUUGCUGUGUGUGCGUGCGCGCGUCUGGAUCCGAGAAGGAGAAGCCUCCAUGUUUCAGCUACCCAUACUGAAUUUCAGCCCCCAGCAGGUAGCUGGGGUGUGUGAGACAUUAGAGGAGAGCGGCGAUAUCGAGCGCCUUGGUCGCUUUCUCUGGUCCCUCCCGGUCGCCCCAGCCGCCUGCGAGGUGCUUAACAAGAACGAGUCGGUUUUACGAGCCCGAGCUAUCGUGGCCUUUCACACUGGCAACUUCAGGGAGCUCUACCACAUCCUGGAGAAUCACAAGUUCACCAAGGACUCCCACGCCAAGCUACAGGCCCUCUGGCUGGAAGCACAUUAUCAAGAAGCCGAGAAGCUCCGUGGUCGCCCUUUAGGACCGGUGGACAAGUACAGAGUCAGGAAGAAGUUUCCUCUGCCCCGAACCAUUUGGGAUGGGGAGCAAAAAACACAUUGCUUCAAAGAGAGAACCAGACACUUGCUUAGGGAAUGGUACCUUCAAGACCCCUACCCCAACCCCAGCAAAAAAAGAGAGCUGGCACAGGCCACCGGACUUACACCGACACAGGUGGGGAACUGGUUCAAAAACCGCAGACAAAGGGACAGAGCGGCGGCCGCUAAGAACAGGCUGCAGCAGCAGGUCCUGUCCCAGGGCUCGGUACGCUCUCUGACGGAGGACGAGGCCGCAGUGGACCGACUCGGGGCCGCCUCCAGUCCCGAAGCCAGCCUGUCCAGCAAGGCAGCAGCCUCCGCCAUCUCCAUCACAUCUAGCGACAGUGAAUGUGACAUCUGACAAUCCGUCAUUGGUGAUCUCCGAAAAAUAAGGGAUAAAAGCAAGGAGAGAGAGAGAAAAAAAUUAAACCCAUAAACAGUGCCUGUUCAAAACCCUAGCAAACUGCUCCAGAAUGAGCCUCAAGGAUGGCUGCCAAAAUGCUAGGAUAUCAUCAGAAUACCCUGUCUUAAAAUGUUCUGCUAUUUUUGUUUUAUUAUUAUUAUUAUUAUUAUUAUUACUAUUAUUAUUAUUAUUACUCUUAUUAUUAUUUUUACAGUACCAGACUGUAAUCUUAAAAUGAGAAUUAAGGACCGACUUUUAAAGCCUUUAUAAUAAAAAAAGGAUUUUUUUGGAAACGACGCCUCAAAACAAUAUGCAAAGCUGCAGCAUUUUGAGGGGUGUGCCCUGUUAACUCUUGUGGGUAUUUCAUGUUGAAAAGAAGACGCUGUUAUAUUUUUACUUUACUUUUAAAGUUUUAUAAAUAAUGUUUAUUUACUUAUUUAAAAUGCUAUGUUAGUUUUUUUUUUUAAUUUUGUUUUAUUUUGCUUGUUUUGUGCACAGGUGAAUAUUGUAGAGCACGUGCGCUAUAGUUAGUGGAUCAUGCUGUUUCAGGAACGACAAAUGAAUAA